AUGAGAGGGGAUUCGAUGGACCACCUAGAUCCCGCCUCGAGGCGGAGGCUUCAGAAUCGUCUCAAUCAACGCGCCAGUCGUAAGAGAAAACAGGCAGAGAAGCAAAAGCAAAAUCGUGGGAACCGUUGGAUAAUCUACACCAAUGAUGCCAACGCCUCUCCCGACACAGAAGAUCGCACCACAAGGACGCCAGAACCGAGUCCAACGCCUAUCGUCUCACCAAGAAGCCAAGAUCAAAUGAGCGUUUUUGCCUGUGGCACGUCUCGGCUAUCGCCAUCACAGUUAUUUGACCAAUUAAAGAAACAACUGCUAGAUGCGGCUGGCAAAAUACCGCCUUGCCCCAGUCUGAUCCAUUCUGUGACACAGUUCAAUAUUAUACGAGCAAUGUGCGACAAUGCAGCCAUCAUGGAGCUCACGAUGGAUGUAUUGUGUGAAGAUAUCGCAUCAAUAUUCAACAUUGCCGGUCCCAUCACUUUUGAUUUACCGCCCAGCUUACAACCAAGCUCGACACAAAAGCAAGCCAUCCAUCAUCCGUGGAUUGACCUACUCCCCGUUCGUUCAUUUCGAGAUGUUUUGAUAGGGAGAAUGGCUGAAUAUGACGACGAGGAACUUUGUGGAGAUCUUUAUGGCCUGAGUACAACUUCGGGAAAUGUUGGGCUGCUUGUUUGGGGCGAGGCGUGGGACCCUUUGGCUUAUGAACUAUCAGAGGAAGUGGUCCGGAAAUGGAGCUGGAUUUUGAAGGAUUCUCCCGAACUUCUUACCUCGACAAACUAUUGGAGGAGGAAACGAGGGGAGAAGCGAUUGAGAUUCUUCGAUUCGCAAGAGCACUAUAUCCACGAGAUUGAAUGA
Penicillium brasilianum is the source of this 849-nucleotide messenger RNA. NCBI's taxonomy places the organism in Eukaryota, Fungi, Ascomycota, Eurotiomycetes, Eurotiales, Aspergillaceae. The record is from the annotation of a GenBank genome assembly.